CUGAGCGGUAAUGAGACGGAGACAAACAUGGCGUCGCUCAGCAGCGAUGAGUGGAGAGCCGUCUGCGACAAAUUCACCAACGCCCUCAACCUCACCGAGGUGGAAUCACGAAACGACCCGGAGAACGACCCGUUCCGCUCCAAAUACAAGGCCAGGGAGCUUCUCCGAGAGAUCUACUGCUCCCUGAAGAGCUUUGAAGCGGGGGAUGGAGAGGAGGACAGCAGGGGGGAGAGCACCGAGCAGCGUCCGCCCGAGGAGCCGCUGGACGGGCAGACGGAGGACGUCUUCGGCCGGGGCUUCAGCGCGGACUCUCCGGCCGGGCUGCGGGCCGCCAAGCUCGGGGCUGUGGAGUACUACCUGGGCGUGAACCAUGUGGAGACGGAAGAGCUGUCAGCCGGCCAGGAACACCUCAUGAACUGCAUGAAGCAGCUGGAGAAAUGCAGAGCGUCGUCGGAGAACGUGUCUCUGUAUAUCCAUGUCAGGAACCAGCUGGGCAUCCUGUGGGCGGGCCGGGACGAGACUCAGAUGGCUCAGGGCUUCCUUGAAACUGCUGAAUCCAUCUACCAACGUUACAUGAAAGAAGAUGGAACUCCUCCCACUGAUAUGACUGAGUAUUUCACUACUGAGGAGAACCAGCUGACACACCAGGAAAGGACCAAGAGGUUUGAGUUGGCCUUCACCCACACCAUGUACUACCUUGCACAAGUCUAUAAAAGCCUGGGUCAGACCGAGCGUGCUGCCACCUACUGCCACAGUACCCUGCAGCGACAGCUACAACUGAAUCAGUUCAGUCCGAUGGAGUGGGCUUUAAACGCUGCGACACUGUCACAAUAUUAUAUCACCAAGGGUCGAUUUAUGGAGGGACGGCAUUGCCUCUCAGCAGCGACUGUCAUAUCAGGUCUGGCAGGAGAAGUUCCCUCUGAAGCUGCAGCGCAGGAGAGUGAAACAGAGAAUGAACGCAGAGAACAGCUCAGACAGAAGAGAGCAGAGAUUGCAAGAUGUUGGAUUAAAUAUUGUCUCAACCUUCUGGAAGAUGCCAAGAAGCAGCUGGAGGACAACAUUGGGGAGCUGGAUCUCGAUCGUCAGGAUGAGCUGAAAAGAGCGAGACGACGGGAGGAGGAGGAGGAAGAGAAAGGCAGAAAGAGUGCUCUGCUUUUUGGCUCUGAAGACACCUUCGACUCUAUUGCAAGUGUGGAAGAAAAGGUGAUGUGUUUGUUCCCUCUGGAUUUCACCGAGGCCAGGUCUGUGUUCCUGGUCGGACAGAACUAUGUGACACAGGCCAAGGAGUACUUCCAGAUGGAUGGAUAUGUGACCGACCACAUCGAGAUUUUGCAGGAUCACAGCGCUCUGUUUCGGAUCCUGGCUUUCUUUGAAGAAGAUCCAGAGCGACGCUGCAAAAUGCACAAAAGAAGAGUCGACAUGUUGGAGCCGAUCUGCAACGAUCUGAACUCCAGGUACUACCUGAUGAUCCGCAGGCAGAUGAUGUUCGAGUUGGCCGAGACCUACAACGAAAUGAUGGACUUGAAGCUGACGGUGGCCAACAGACAAGCAGAUACACAAACUUUAGAUAACCACACCAUCAAGAAAUUCAACCAUCUCUGCUCUGCUUCUGCCAAGUACUACCAGAUGUUCCUGGACUCGCUCUGUUCUCCAGAAGGGAAGUUCCCGGAGCACCUGGAGGACGAGGUGCUCCGGCCGGUUCUGGUGGCUCGCUUCAGAGUGGCUCGACUGCACAGCCGCCUCAUCACCUCCUCACCCACCGCUCAGCUCGAUAAUCUCAACAAGUCCCUGGAAAACUACAAGUACGUGGUGCAGUAUUGUGAAUCCCAUCCCGAAGCAGCAGCCGCUGUGGAGACAGAGCUGGAGCUCAGCACUGAGAUGGCCGGCCUCCUUCCCCUCAAAAUCAACCGACUCAAAGCAAAGCUGGCGACCAACAACUGAGCAGCGCCGCUUUCCACUAUCUGGCUACCCUACUGCUGUUAACCCUUCUAACAGAGCCAAUAUAUCGACUUUCACCAAUCCAUAAUCCAUGGACGCUCAACAACAUCACAGUCCGACUCAGACUUACUUCUAAUUGGUGAUGGCCUCUUUUUUUUUUUUUUUGGUGACUGAGCGUGCUUCUUUCACAAGACCGUUUCAGUUACUUCGGCCGAUCAUGUUCUCUCUUAUGAGUCUUGAAUUUAGUGCUCUGUUUACUGCUAAUCCAGAUUACAAAUGAAAUACAUUUUAAACAUCUCAGUCAUUGUUCUCAGCAUGCUUACAGUAGCUUUCCUUUUAUUGGAUUGUAUUUAUAUUGCUUCAUUAAAUUGUGUGCAACUAUUUAAAGUGUCCUCUGUGAAGCUCAGUCUGAUUCCUGUUUUUUUAAUGUUGAUCAUAUUGGUUUUCAUUUAUUGUGGCUUUAUUUUCUAUAAAGCGCUCCAGGCUCCUAACAUCUUCGUUUACUUCACGAGUCUAUUAAUCACUAAUCACUACGCGGCCAAAAUGACAUUGGUUUAGUACAUCAAUGCCAAAUCUGCAUGUUACGAGCUGCAUCCGGAGAAGCUGUGUCGUUUCCCUUCCAUCAUAUAAAGAAUAUCAACUGUUUCAUGCAAACUCUAGUCUCUAUAUUGUAAUUAAACCGAUUAAGAAAAUCAGAUGUGUCACAAUAGCAAUAUGUGCAUUUCUGUUUGUUUUUGAGGGUGGAAUAGGGAAGCCUUUAUUGGUGUGUGUGUCCAUGUGACGGAAAUGUGAGGCUGCGGUAAUUCACCGAGUGAAAAGCUGAAGGUUUGUCAGCACUGGGCACAUGAGAGAACACAUGGAAUCUGUUUUCCCACAUUAUUGCAAUGUCUGUAACUGUCCUAAUAAAACAAAUAAUG
This is a messenger RNA of Salarias fasciatus (jewelled blenny), 2855 nucleotides long. It is a transcript of the gene kifbp, whose product is annotated as kinesin family binding protein. Gene Ontology annotation, biological process: microtubule cytoskeleton organization; central nervous system projection neuron axonogenesis; neuron projection maintenance. The record is from RefSeq and is a predicted model, not a curated record. The transcript has 13 exons. The coding region runs from base 28 to 1941 and encodes 637 amino acids. NCBI's taxonomy places the organism in Eukaryota, Metazoa, Chordata, Actinopteri, Blenniiformes, Blenniidae.